AUGAGGUUUUUGCCUUUGUCCUUGGGACAUUUUCUGUACAUUCUUACCAGUCGUUGCUUUCCUUUUCCCUUCUCUUGUUGGUGCUGUGGUGUACCUCCCGCUUCAGUGGGUUUUUGUUUUGUUUAUGUGGGGACGCAUUUUUCGCGGCAGCUGGUUAACGUUUGUUAUGCCGGUGGCGUUUCCCAGGGGCCACUGCUGCGGGUUGCGCUGAAAGGUGUAAAAACCUUUGUUCCUCGCGCAGGGCCUCUCGAUAGAAAAGGUGUAGCGAAGGGAAAUUAG
This is a messenger RNA of Trypanosoma brucei brucei TREU927, 279 nucleotides long. RefSeq lists its product as hypothetical. The transcript has a single exon. Lineage: Eukaryota; Euglenozoa; Kinetoplastea; Trypanosomatida; Trypanosomatidae. The coding region runs from base 1 to 279 and encodes 92 amino acids. The record is from RefSeq and is a predicted model, not a curated record.